Messenger RNA from Coniophora puteana RWD-64-598 SS2, 1364 nucleotides. RefSeq lists its product as uncharacterized. The transcript is spliced from 15 exons. The record is from RefSeq and is a predicted model, not a curated record. The coding region runs from base 407 to 1216 and encodes 269 amino acids. NCBI's taxonomy places the organism in Eukaryota, Fungi, Basidiomycota, Agaricomycetes, Boletales, Coniophoraceae.
AUCUUUGUUCCGCAGCCCAUCACUAGCUUGGCAGUCUUCGAAAGCUGACCUGCAAGUUGUUGAACGUCCCUUUCGAGCCUAGCAGUCUUCUUUCACAUCUUUGAGAAGGGCAGACAGCGAAUUGGUUCCUUCAAGGCCUCAUUAACAUUUCAGCUCCACGAGGAGACUAAUCAACUCUUUGACAGUUGACAGUUGUUCUGAUAGACUUUGCAAAGCGAGAAGGUCCCGCGGAGAAAUGUGACGUAAAUACAUCCGGCAUUUUCAUCUCGGAUUCUCACAUCGGCUGGUUACUCCUUGAGCCUUCCGCGGCCCGCGACACGCGUUUGCUGCCUGGCUGCAUGUCGCGUGGGCUCGAGCGCUGGCCUCGCAUUCGUCUUUACUUUCCCCUCCUUCACUUUGAUCUGGCAUGGUCGCGCAUGCUGGGCUUUCAUAUGGUGCUCUCUUAAUCGGCGUCACCGUCAACGCCGCCCUUUAUGGCGUCUCGGCUGUUCAGGUGUUCACCUACUUCAACGCGUACAAAAGUCAUGACGACAGCAAAUGGAUAGCAUUGGUCGUUCUAGUGAUCCUGUCCUUGGAUACUUUCAGUACAAUAUGCGAGUCGCUGUACGCGUACAAUGCUCUCGUCUCCGACUUUGGGCAACCUUCCGAACUUCUGCAGUCCAAUUGGGAAUUCUUCAUCUUGCCGGCGAUUACCGCCAUCACUUCGACCCUAGUUCAAGGCUUCCUUGCAUGGCGUAUACAGGUCCUGACCAGAAAUCGCUGGGUAGUUGGGCUCAUUGGUGUCGUGGCAUUCGUGUCUUUGCUUGGCGGGAUAGGAUCAACCAUCGCAACGGACCGCGUCCGAACGUUCUUCUAUUUCCGCCAGUUCGAGCCUGUCGUUGUAGUGUGGCUGGGCUCUGCGGUGCUAGGGAAUCUCCUCAUUACAUUCGUAAUGAUCAAGGCUCUCCGGGCACACAAGACUGGCUUCGCUGAUACCGACACCGUCAUAAGGAAGGUCACUGUCUUGGUCGCCAAUACGGGGCUGAUUACAGCUGCCUGGACGCUGGUGGACCUAGUGUUGUAUGUAGUAUAUGCGAACGGCACUCAUUUCGCGAUCAACUUGAGCUUGGGGAGACUUUACAGCAACUCCCUCAUGCUCACGCUUAACGCGCGGAAGAAACCGGCUCAGGAUGGCAAUUUCGCAGUUAUACAGUUCUCCGCGCGCGGGAAGGCUUAAUGAGACUGUCAUCCCAUGUUGAGAGUAUUGCCGAGGAUUUAGAAUUUGACUUUGUCAAAACCCAAGAUAGAUUAUCUAUUAUUAGCACUUAUAGUACCAAACCGCUCGUUACUUUGCCAGAAGAAUAGCAUACUGCCAUUACAAGGAC